UUUUCUCUACUUGUGCUUCUCUAGUAAGAACAUGAGAUUAGUGAUUCUGGACGACUAUGAUGCGGCUAGUGAGUGGGCUGCUAAGUAUGUGAGGAACAGGAUACACAAGUUCAAGCCAGGGCCUGAAAAAUAUUUUGUUCUUGGCCUACCUACAGGUAGCACCCCACUAGGAAUGUACAAGAAGCUGAUAGAAUUCCACCAGCAGGGUAAACUUUCUUUCAAGUAUGUAAAGACAUUCAACAUGGAUGAAUACGUGGGCAUCCCCAGCGACCAUCCUGAGAGCUACCAUUACUACAUGUACGAGAAUUUCUUUAAGCAUAUUGACAUCGAUCCAGCUAACGCUCACCUGCUGGAUGGCAACGCUCCAGACCUAGUCAAAGAGUGCGACAGCUUUGAAAAGAGGAUCACAGACGCAGGAGGAGUGCACUUGUUUAUAGGAGGUAUUGGACCAGAUGGUCACAUAGCCUUCAACGAACCUGGGUCAUCUCUCGUGUCCCGCACUAGAGUGAAGUCGUUAGCAGUGGACACCAUUCAAGCCAAUGCCCGGUUCUUUGGAGGGGAUGUGAACAAGGUACCUAAGAUGGCGCUCACAGUCGGUGUGGGAACAGUGAUGGACGCUGAUGAGGUAAUGAUUCUGAUUACUGGUGUGAGUAAGGCAUUUGCUCUAUACAAAGCAAUAGAAGAGGGUAUUAGUCACAUGUGGACUGUGUCCACUUUCCAACAACACCCCAAGGCCCUGUUUGUGUGUGACGAAGACGCAACUUUGGAACUGAGAGUAAAAACUGUUAAGUACUUUAAGGGACUUAUGCAUGUCCACAAUCAGGAGGUACAAGACUGAUGAUCGAUUGUACUUCUGUCCCAUAAUAAUUAUUUUACAUGACUAUAUAUACCAUGAUUGUGUUACUUAAUACUUAUAGGUUAAUUAGUUAUUGUUUGUGUCGUGUAUUGUGGCUAUUACCAGGAGUGCAUGAAUAUUCAUGCACUCCUGUUUACACAUUAAUAUAAUUAUGUAAUUGACACUCA
Molecule: messenger RNA, 1023 nt
Organism: Halichondria panicea
Lineage: Eukaryota; Metazoa; Porifera; Demospongiae; Suberitida; Halichondriidae
Product: glucosamine-6-phosphate isomerase 2-like
Exons: 5
Coding region: 32-838 (268 amino acids)
Biological process (GO): carbohydrate metabolic process; N-acetylneuraminate catabolic process; N-acetylglucosamine catabolic process
Cellular component (GO): cytoplasm
Molecular function (GO): glucosamine-6-phosphate deaminase activity; identical protein binding
Source: RefSeq, a predicted model, not a curated record